Molecule: messenger RNA, 1246 nt
Organism: Pleuronectes platessa (European plaice)
Lineage: Eukaryota; Metazoa; Chordata; Actinopteri; Pleuronectiformes; Pleuronectidae
Gene: rasd4
Product: rasd family member 4
Molecular function (GO): GTP binding; GTPase activity
Source: RefSeq, a predicted model, not a curated record
AGCCGACCCCCCACCAUGUCGAUGGAAGUGAAGGAGAAGACCGAGGUGCGUCUGGUGUUCCUGGGAGCAGCUGGAGUUGGUAAGACCGCCAUCAUCCAGCGCUUCCUCAAAGACACCUUCGAACCAAAGCACCGGCGCACGGUGGAGGAGCUCCACAGGAAGGAGUAUGAGGUGGGGGGCAUGAAAGUCACCAUCAGCAUCAUGGACACCAGUGGCAGCUACUCCUUCCCGGCCAUGCGGAAGCUGUCCAUCCAGAACAGCGACGCCUUCGCCCUGGUCUACGCCGUGGACGACCUCGAGUCCCUGGUGGCCGUGAAGAGCCUGCGAGACGAGAUCCUGGAGGUCAAAGAGGACAAGUUCACUCCUAUCGUGGUGAUAGGCAACAAGAUCGACCGCCAAGGGGACCGACAGGUGUUCAGCAAGGACGUGCUGUCCACCGUGGAGCAGGACUGGAACCACAGCUUCCUGGAGUCCUCGGCCAAAGACAACAUCAACGUGCUGGAGGCGUUCAAGGAGCUGCUGCUGCAGGCCAACCUGCCCAGCUGGCUCAGCCCGGCGCUGUGCCGGAGGCGGGAGACCUUCCCCAAGCAGAGCAACAAGAGACCUCCAAUGAACAAGACCAACAGCUGCAUCAUCUCUUAGUGAUGGAGCAGCAGGACAGACAGAGACUGGGAGGAGAAGAGCUCGACCCACUGGGAGCUGACUGCACAGAAACAAACAGUGUUAAAUGUUUUAAAGACUCCGAGUUGAAGAGCUCUGCUCCCUCGUCAGCACUGGACCACAGAUGCUCUGAUGAGGACGAUCAUGAGAUGAUGAAAACAGAUUCCAGCUCGAGCACCUGAUGGAAUGUGGCUGAGCUGCUGGAGCAGUGACAAUAACCGUGCACAGACGUGACUGAGUGUGAAUGGAGCUGUGAUCAAUGUGUAGAAGCAGAGUUAUGUAUCGUUGGUUUUCACACAAAUCUCUAACUAGGAGGUUUCGUCUUCGGGUUUCUUGUUGCUGGGUGUUUGAAAUUUAAAAAGCACAAUAACUGUGAAGUCCUGGGUUUUUAUGCAAAAGUGAGUUUGUUUCCUUGUAUGAUGAUGUUUUAUGAAACAAGUGAACAUUAAGAGCUUCAGGUGGAAGCUGUUUUUAAUAUAUCAAACAUGAUGCUGUGAAAUGCUGCUUAGCGUAACCUCCUUACGCACGUGUCAACUAUGAUUUUUUAAUACAUACUGUUUAUGUUUCAAUAAAUUCUUUUUUUAAA